CACAGCUUCUUUGCAAUGCCCAACCCCCCCCCCCCCCCCCCCCCCCCCCCCCCCCCCGCCCCCGCGCGCAAAUCUCCGUCCAGCCGCCGGCGCCAGCGCCUGCUCGCGUCCCCGAAGCCGUCGUCUGCUCCCACCUCCUCGUCCUCGUCGGCCUCGUCGGCGUCGUCUUCCUCCGCCUCCUUCUCCUUCGCCCCCUUCUCCCCGGCGCCCUCGCCGUUCCACCACCGCUUCCUCUCCCCGCUCCGUGCCUCCGCGGUGCCCUUCUCCUGGGAGCACCGGCCCGGCAUCCCCAAGACCCCCGCGCGCGGCGCCGGCGCCCGCAGCAAGUCCGGCGCCCCGUCGCCGCUGCCCCUCCCGCCGUCGCUCUUCUCCAACAACAAGGUGGUCGCCGAGUACUCCUUCGGCGCCGACGGGGCCUACUCCGUCGUCCCCGCGAAGGCGAGGAGGCGCAAGCAGCAGCGGCGGUGGCCGGCGGUGACCGACGCCCUGACCGAGUGGCUGGCCGUGCUGAGCCUCUACCGGUCGUGCACGAGGUCGCGCGACUCCCUCGCCGCCUCAGGCCCGCCGCCGCACCCGCGCCGGUGCUCGCCCUAGGCCUGGCCGGCGAGCCGGCCGGCAUCGACCAAUACGUAACGUACGUAGAGAGUCGGUGUGCGUGUGCCCGUAUUGUCUGUCCUUCCUUUUCUUUUUCUUGGGUGUGUGGGUUGUGUUGAGUGCGUGCGUACGUACGUAUACGUUCGGUGGUGCCCGAUCGUAGCACCGCCGAUGAAUUAGGAAUGUGCUUGCGAAUUUGGUGACAUGACGCUGUAAUUAAGGGUGUCUUUUCGUGUGUCGGUAUGUGCAUGUGCUUGCUCCAAUAAUUAAUGGAUAAUUCGGCACGAUUGGUUGA
Messenger RNA from Triticum urartu, 889 nucleotides. RefSeq lists its product as uncharacterized. The record is from RefSeq and is a predicted model, not a curated record. NCBI's taxonomy places the organism in Eukaryota, Viridiplantae, Streptophyta, Magnoliopsida, Poales, Poaceae.